ACCACCCGAAGUGGCCAAUGAUAAUUGUCAUCUGCAAGUGCAUGUGGUUUUUAGUGCAUUAGUUCGUUUAUUUUUCGUUUUUCCUCGAAAAAUAAACAAUGGCAAAGGAUUUAUGAAUGUGGCUUCAGUUGUGUGAGCUGCGCUUGUAAGACACGUUAACCAUAUAUAUACAUUUUUGGGCAUCUUUGCAAUGUGAUAUAAUGAAUAAGUUUACAGAAACCAAAACCGAAAUGAGUAAUCAAGAUUUUCGACUUUUUAUAAACAACAUAACAGGAAAUAUCAAUGAAGAUUCAUUACAUAAAAAAUUGUCUCAAUUUGGAGAUAUUUCUUCAAUUGAAAUAAAACUACGAAAGAAUAUCAUUGGAAAUCAAACACCAGCGUUUGCAUACAUUAAUAUUAACAGUACUCCUGAAAAUAUACAAAAGUGUUUUGAGGAUUUUUCAAGGCAAAAAUUUGAAAAUUCGUUCAUUGACAUAUCAAUUGCAAAAGAAAGUUUUAUGGAAAGAUUGAAACAUGAGAGAGAAAAAAAGCAUAAUGGCAAUGAUCAAAAAACGAAAAGUGAAACUGAAACAUUACAGAAUGAAACUAGCUUAGUGCCUUUUAAAAUACCUAAAGCCUGUUCAGUUAUUAAAUGUAUAUCUGAGAAAAAUAAUGUUAAUUCUCAUUUAAAUUUAUCAGAACAAAAGAGAUUACAUUCAGUAUUACAAAAGAAAAAGGAAUAUCACUCCCAAAAACUGCUUCUACAAAAUGCUUUGUCUAGGAUUGAUUUAAAUCCAAGAUCAAACGUAAUCUUUUAUGAAAAAGAAGAUUGCAUGGCUAGUAAUAAAGGAAAUGCAAAUGAAUGGGAGAAAAAACAAAAAGACAAAUUUCAACUUUUUACUGAGAAUGAUGAUAAUGAAACGAACAGCGAAUGGUUUGAAGUUAAGGAGCACUUUGAGGGAAUAAAAGGUCAAAAAUUACUGAAACUGCAAAGUAGAUAUAAAAAUGACCCCAGAUUUUCAAUGGACACUAGGUUCCUUGAAAAUGACAUUUCUGAGGCAAGGAAUUUCGAUGAGGAAGAAAGUAAAAAAGAUAUUUCAGUAAUUGAAAAUGAUGCUGAAAAAGAGAGAAUGGUGCAAAUGCAAAUUUUGGAGCAGGUUUUAAGCAAAGAAAUUGCACCAUCUACAUAUGCUAGUAGUUCUGAAGGUUCUAGCAAAAUAUUAAGUGGUAUGUUUAGAUAUGAUCCAGACCACAAAGAUCAUCUCAAAUAUGAAAUCACACCUGUAACAGAAAAAUAUGGUAGAGAUAAGAAAAAAGUUGAUAUUGAAACAGAGAAUUUUACAGAAAUUGAAUAUAAGGAAAAACCACAAGUUUCUAAGGAAAAAUUUUAUAAAGUCACUGCCAAUCUAAAAGAAGCUUUAUUUACUGGUCAACAAUUCAGUAUACUUAACACUUUUGGAGACCAUUAUGAAAAUAGAAAGGAUUAUAAUGAACAAAAUGCAGCAAGUGUUUCAAAGAAAAAAAAUAAAAAGGAAGGAAUGAUUAUUAGUAAUCUAUUUGCAUAUGAUUCAUCAACUGACAGUGAAGAUGAAAAAAAAAAUGAAAACAUUUUUACUGAAGAUACAGGUUCAUUUAAAUCGCAAAAGCUUUGGGCCAAAAGUUUUUUUUUUCAAACUGAUGAUUACAGAUUGCAAGAUGGACUUCAUUUUGUGAAAAGAUUGGAUGUUAAUGACGCAACGGAUUUUGUGAAAUCAAGACGGAAAAUUAAAGAAGCUGUUAAAGCAAAAAUGAAGAACAAUCAAAAGAAAUUUAGUCCAUUCAAAAAGAAAUUAGGCGAGACGAAACGAGUUAAGAUAAAAAGAGCAUUAAAGAAGUAGUUUUUAAUUUUUGAAAUAAAAUACCUUUUUUUGUAAAA
Agrilus planipennis (emerald ash borer) is the source of this 1894-nucleotide messenger RNA. Its product is annotated as nucleolar protein 8. The record is from RefSeq and is a predicted model, not a curated record. Gene Ontology annotation, molecular function: RNA binding. The transcript has 8 exons. Bases 201 to 1856 code for a protein of 551 amino acids. NCBI's taxonomy places the organism in Eukaryota, Metazoa, Arthropoda, Insecta, Coleoptera, Buprestidae.